Molecule: messenger RNA, 1011 nt
Organism: Lactuca sativa (garden lettuce)
Lineage: Eukaryota; Viridiplantae; Streptophyta; Magnoliopsida; Asterales; Asteraceae
Product: nuclear transcription factor Y subunit B-1
Biological process (GO): regulation of transcription by RNA polymerase II
Cellular component (GO): CCAAT-binding factor complex
Molecular function (GO): RNA polymerase II cis-regulatory region sequence-specific DNA binding; DNA-binding transcription activator activity, RNA polymerase II-specific; protein heterodimerization activity
Source: RefSeq, a predicted model, not a curated record
GAUGGUAUGUAGAUACAAUUUACUUUCGUACAUAACAUGGGGGACUAAUUGAUAUAAAAGGGCAACGUGUCUGUGUUUUAGAGGAUCAAGAUUUAGUUUAACCAAUAUGGUUCACAAUAAUAUAGGAGGUAAUCCAGCAGGUAGAGAAGUGUUAAAUUUCACGUAUCAUGAUGCUAGCACUAGUACUGCUGCUUCUCAAGAACAUCAUGGCCAUGUGAUCAGAGAACAAGAUCUACUGCUACCAAUAGCUAAUGUAGGCCGUAUCAUGAAGCAAAUCCUCCCACCAAAUGCAAAGAUCUCUAAAGAAGCUAAAGAAACCAUGCAAGAAUGUGUUUCAGAGUUCAUUAGCUUUGUGACAGGAGAAGCUUCGGAUCAUUGUCGCAAAGAGAAGAGAAAGACUGUCAACGGAGACGAUGUUAGUUGGGCGAUGAUGAAUCUAGGGUUUGAUGAUUAUGCAGAACCAUUAAAGAGGUAUUUGCAUAAGAUUAGGGAGCUCGAUGGUGAAAGGGCCAACCAAAAAGGGGCUAGCAGCAGUAGUAAUGAAGAGAAAGAUCAUCUUCGUCAUGCUCAUCAAGAAACUUCAUCUAAUUACAGAUCUACAGGUAAUCAAGUUCCUCAAAAAGCUACUGUAUCCUCAUCACCGAAUCUUUUCAAAUUCAGCGUUAUCGAUAAACGAAAUAGAUUUUAGGGUUCAUGCUGCUACUUUUAUGGUUGGAAAAUUUAGGCGUUUUUAGAUGGAUUUAAAUACUUGUAUGAUAGAUGAUAUGACACAAACUUACGGUUAUCUCAACUGCGAAUAAGCAAACAAAGAAACCGAAGAGAACGUACAUGGAUUUGGAAGCUUUAGUUGAUCUUCAGUUUGCUAUAUAUGUCUUUCUAUAUCAAUUUACAUCAACAGUUAGAAAAUGGCUCCCCAUAAAAGAUAAUAACAAAAUUCCAUCUCAUGGUGUGCCUUAAUUUGUGGAUCCUGGGGUUUUUGUACCGUAUAAUUGCUAGUGUAUUCUAUGAACA